Messenger RNA from Boleophthalmus pectinirostris (great blue-spotted mudskipper), 3060 nucleotides. It is a transcript of the gene itk, whose product is annotated as IL2 inducible T cell kinase. The transcript is spliced from 17 exons. Lineage: Eukaryota; Metazoa; Chordata; Actinopteri; Gobiiformes; Gobiidae. Gene Ontology annotation, molecular function: non-membrane spanning protein tyrosine kinase activity; ATP binding; protein binding. Bases 681 to 2534 code for a protein of 617 amino acids. The record is from RefSeq and is a predicted model, not a curated record. Gene Ontology annotation, biological process: NK T cell differentiation; B cell receptor signaling pathway; peptidyl-tyrosine autophosphorylation.
CAUACGAGUAGUAAGGGUUUUGAUUAGAUAAAGUAUUUUUGCGUUAGAUCUACUUUAUGUUUCAUAAAGGUGGUCGUUCAUUCCGCUAAAGUGCUAAGGUCUUUAUAUUAUUUCUCGAUGUAUUUUAAUUUACGUUCCAAGAUGCAGGAAAUAAGAAAAUGAAAGCAACAUAUCACAAUCAACAGGACUGUAGAUUUUUUAACAAGUUAUUUAUUUGAGAUUUUUCGUAUCUCUUAUAACUCUUUUCACUGGAUGUUGAAAUUACUUUCGAUUCUCCACACUAUUUCUAGUAUUUGUUUACCUACAUUAUUUUAUUUUUCUCCAGAUGGUGGCGCCAGAUACUCACAGCCUGUCACAUUUCUCUCGCAAAAGACGGCUUGCCUGAUAAUCUAAGCAAUAUUUAUUUAAUGUUGUCAUACUUGCAAUUUAUUAUGUCAUUGCUUUUUAAUGAACAAUUGAUUGGUGGUGUCUGUGAUCACCAGCAGGUGCAACUCCCUGUUUACAGUGCAUAACACAUGCCUGAAGGAUGUGGUUAACCAGGUGCAACAACUAUGCCCGGAAGCCUUCGAGAGGUUAACAAGUUUUCCAACCUUCAGAUUCAAACAGAUAAAUCAGAUGAACUACAAGGAGAACACUUUACUUGCAGAUGAACGACUUUUGUUUUGGUAAAAGGUUUAGACAUGUUUCCAAGGGUUAUUUUAAAUGGGAUACUGAUCAAGAAAUCUCAACAGAAGAAAAUUGGAUCUCCAGAAAAUUACAAGGAAAGAUUCUUUGUAUUGGACACUAAAGAACUGAAAUACUCUGAGUGCCGUCCAGGGAAAAAGCCUGUUUUGAAAGGAUCAGUUGAAUUGAACAAAAUAAAGUUCGUAGAGGUUGUGAAUACUGAGCUCCCCAUUCCAUGCAAUUUUAAAUUUCCCUUUCAGAUAUUUUAUGACAACUACUACCUCUACAUUUUUGCUCCUGACAACAACUGUCGGCAGCAAUGGGUAACCGCUCUGAAAGAAGAGACACAAUGUAAUGAUACUGUCACUAAGUACCACCCAGACAUGUGGAUGGAAGGUAAAUGGAGAUGUUGCCAGCAGACAGAGAAACUGGCAUUGGGAUGUACCGAAUAUGACCAUACGACUUUAGCAUCUAAAAAACCUCCCAUGCCAAAUCCUGAGAUGAUACAGCCUCAUACUGACAUGAGGGUGGUCACAGCUAUACAAGACUUUACACCAACUGAAAUAGGAGACUUACAAAUAAAAAAAGAUCAGAAGUACAUUUUACUUGACGACUCAGAUUUGGAUCGGUGGUUGGUGCAGGAUUUGGAGGGGAAGACAGGGCUCGUACCUAGUACAUAUGUUGCUGGAAAAUUUGAAACUAACUUUAGUCGAUUUGAGUGGUUCAAUAAUGACAUUAAAAGUGACGAAGCAACACAAUUAUUGUCAAAAGAGGCCAAAGAAGGUGCAUUCAUGGUGCGCAGAUCUAGUAGGCCAGGUCAAUACACAGUGUCUGUAUUCUCCAAUGUGCCUGGGGCCAAUGCUGAGAGGAAACCAAAUGUGAGGCAUUACCUUAUCAGACAGAAAUUAAACAGUGAAGCACCAUUUUACGUGGCAGAAAAGAAGUCAUUCAGCACCAUUCCUGAGCUUGUGCAUUAUCAUCAACAUGAUUGUGCUGGGAUGGUAACACGACUAAGGCAUCCUGUUUCUCGUCCAUUGAGUGAUCGACGGCCCUCUAUAGUACCUGAUGAUCCAUUUGAAGAUAGGGAGAUGAAUCCUUUAGAGCUGAAACUGGAGGAAAAAUUAGGUUGUGGGCAGUUUGGUUUGGUGAUGGGAGGAACAUGGAGGGACAAGAAAGUGGCAGUGAAGAUGAUAAAAGAAGGAGCUAUGUCAGAGGAAGAAUUUAAAGAGGAGGCAAAAGUAAUGAUGAAACUGUCCCACUGUAAGCUGGUCCAGCUGUAUGGAGUGUGCACACAGCGCUCGCCCAUGUGUAUGGUGUUUGAGUUCAUGGAGCAGGGUGCAUUGCUGGACUAUCUGAGGGUCAAGAAAGGGGACCUGUCACAGGAAGCACUACUGGGGAUGUGUUUGGAUGUUUGUGAGGGAAUGAAUUACUUAGAGAGCUCCAAUUACUUACACAGGGAUCUGGCAGCAAGAAAUUGUCUGGUCUCGAAGGAUAAUGUUGUCAAAGUGGCAGAUUUCGGCAUGGCAAGAUUUGUACUGGAUAAUGACUAUACAAGCUCUCAAAACUCAAAGUUUCCUAUAAGGUGGUCUGCCCCUGAGGUUAUUCGAUAUGGGAAGUACAGCAGCAAGGCUGAUGUCUGGUCUUUUGGUGUGCUCAUGUGGGAGGUAUACAGUGAAGGUCGUUUACCUUAUGAGAAACAGAACAAUAUGGAGGUGGUAAACUCAGUCAACAGAGGACAGAGACUGCCAAAGCCAGACUUAGCCCCAGAAGAUGUGCAUGUACUCAUGAAGUGGUGCUGGAAGGAAAAGCCGGAAGAUCGUCCAACAUUUGCUCAGCUUCUGCAUCAAUUACCGAGCCUUCCAAAUGAAUGAAAACAAUACAAUCUAGGUCUAUUAUUUUACACUGUUGACUCAACCUUUGCUCUAUUUCUGUUGUGGUUUUACAUUGAAGGUUUGAAAUAUGGGGCAACAUGCAACCUACUGUAAUAUAAAAAAAAUACAUAUUUUGUUAUACAAUCAUUCCUUAGUCCACAUAUUUGUCUCUACUCAGAUGAGUUUGAAGUAGGCCUAUUUUUAUGCAAUGCUUUUUUGUCUGUCUCUAGUUUCGCCUCUAGUUCAUUAUGAUGGCACAGUCAAAACUGGAUAUGUUUGUUUAAUAAAUGAUAAAAAUGUGAAUAGAUCUCAGACAAAAAAUGGACUACAUUUUCAGUAUUAUGGAUUAUUACACUAAUUCUAGGCCUUUACUUCUUCGACUGCUACUAGGCCUACUGCUACUGCAGUUACUACAACUACUAAAACAGACCUUUAAUCUGUGUGGCAAACAAUAGUAAGAAAUGACAAAUCUUACUUUAUCUUACAAUAAAUGAUCUUACAAUAAAAUACAUUAACAAUUUGUCAA